AUGGUGGAUACAAAGAAAGAUGUCUCUACUAUAGCUGAAUUCAAGGCUGAAUACGACAGAACAAGCGAACUAAAAGCGUUCGACGAAACUGAGGCUGGUGUUAAAGGACUUGUUGAUUCUGGUGUAACUGAGAUUCCUCGUAUGUUCCAUCAUCCCUCAGAUAAUGACUUCGAGGAAAUCUACGUUUCAUCAGGAGAUUCGCAGAUCAGCGUUCCGCUCAUAGACCUCGGAGGGCUAAUUACCAAAGAUCCGGUAAAGCGAAAGGAGAUCGUUGAGAGAGUAAGAGAAGCAGCAGAGAACUGGGGAUUCUUCCAAAUUGUAAACCACGGAAUCCCGGAGAGUGUUCUUGAGGAGAUGAAAGUAGGGAUUCGUCGUUUUCACGAGCAAGAAACCGAGGUGAAGAAAGAGUAUUACACCAGAGACCCUACGAAACCGGUGUUUUAUCACAGCAACUUUGAUUUGUAUAGUUGGAUUUCUACGAAUUGGAGGGACACGUUUAUAUGUCGAAUGGCUCCUAAUCCUCCGAAACCUGAAGACUUGCCCAUAGCAUGCAGAGACAUACUUAUAGAGUACUCAAAGCAAGUGAUGGAAGUGGGAAUCCUGUUGUUCGAGCUGAUUUCUGAGGCUCUCGGAUUGAAUCCGAAUCAGUUAAAUGAGAUAGAUUGCGCGGAAGGGCUAACGGUCUUGUGCCACUACUACCCCGCAUGUCCACAGCCAAAACUAACUAUGGGCACAACCAAGCACACUGACAAUGGCUUCCUCACUGUUCUUCUACAAGACAACAUCGGUGGUCUCCAAGUUCUGCACGACAACAAGUGGAUCGACGUAUCUCCUCAGCCCGGCACCCUCGUGGUCAAUAUUGGAGAUCUCCUCCAGCUUAUAUCAAAUGAAAGAUUCACAAGUGUUCGACAUAAAGUACUGGCGAACCGCGUAGGUCCAAGAGUAUCUGUUGCGAGCUUCUUCUCCACUGGUUCCAUCCCAACAUCAAAACUGUACGGACCCAUCAAAGAGUUGUUAUCAGAAGGCAAUCCUCCGAAGUACAGGGAAACCACAGUGAGGGACUAUGUUCUCCAUUUUGAUUCAAAAGGCCUUGGUCGGACUUCAGCCUUGGAUGAUUUCAAGCUUUGA
This is a messenger RNA of Morus notabilis, 1128 nucleotides long. Its product is annotated as 1-aminocyclopropane-1-carboxylate oxidase homolog 1. NCBI's taxonomy places the organism in Eukaryota, Viridiplantae, Streptophyta, Magnoliopsida, Rosales, Moraceae. The record is from RefSeq and is a predicted model, not a curated record. The transcript has 3 exons. Bases 1 to 1128 code for a protein of 375 amino acids.